GUGGGGGAUGAUGUCUGUUUGGUUACUGACAUUCUUCCAAAUAUCUUCCUCUGUGUUUAGCAGAACAAAGAAAUGUAUACAGGUUUGAGGGUAUAUGAUGACAGAAUUUUCAUUUUCGAGUGAGCUAUCCCUUUAAAUGCAGUCAAUAGGCUGAAAUAAGUUGUAGUGUGAUCAUCAUGGCCAGUUGUUCCAGUUUCUUUGCAUAUGUUCAGAGUGGAGAAAACAUCGUAUUUUCCUACCACUAUAUUUAGCCCACCUGCAUCAGCCUAUCGCGGGCAAGCAGGAAGUGAUGGACGCUUUCAGGACACACCCGGUCCGCCCCUUCCCCCAUAGAUGUGUGGAGGAGCCGGUCAUGAAUACUGUCUGACAGGCUCAGAAUCGGGUUAGUGAGUUGUGAUCUGAGAAGUGAAACUCUUGGAACACAGAACUGGAUCACUAAAAAAAGAAGCAGGCUCACGGGAACACCACUAAAUCAGACGCUGACCUCUUUAUUGUAGUUUUGGUGUCUUUCUCUUGCUCUCAUUUCACACUACCUUCUCUUCUCAUUUCAAUCUCAUCUAACCUUGAGGAUGGUCAACUAGCAGAGAGAGAGAACCAGAGGCUGAGGGAUACGCCGCGUUCCAGGAGGACAGUUCUGCCGAUGAGGCCGAGAGUCCGUCCAAGAUGAAGCGUUCCAAAGGCAUCCACGUCUUCAAGAAGCCCAGUUUCUCCAAGAAGAAAGAGAAGGAUUUCAAGGUGAAGGAGAAAGGGCCGAAGGAGGAGAAGGCCAAGGACAAGAAGUCUAAAGACCUGACAGCGGCGGACGUGGUGAAACAGUGGAAAGAAAAGAAGAAGAAGAAGAAGCCCACCAUGGAACCCGAACCCGUCGUCACGGAGACAGCGGCGAUGUUCCGGCCGAUCUUCGGAGCGCCUUUAGGAGAAGCGGUGAGGAGAACGGCGCUGUACGAUGGCAUACAGCUCCCAGCCAUCUUCAGAGAGUGUGUGGACUACAUCGAGAGCUACGGCAUGAAAUGUGAAGGCAUCUAUCGCGUCUCUGGUACCAAGUCUAAAGUGGAUGAGCUGAAGGCAGCGUAUGAUCGCGAAGAGUGUCCAUGUCUGGAGGAGUACGAUCCCCACACGGUGGCCAGUCUGCUGAAGCAAUACCUGCGAGAGCUUCCCGAUAACCUGCUGGGUAAAGACAUGGCCCCGCGCUUCGAGGAGGCCUGCGGGCGACCCAGCGAGGCGGAGAAACUGCAGGAGUUUCAGCGACUUUUGGGAGAGGUGCCUGCGGGGAACAGACUUCUGCUGGCCUGGCUCAUCACACACAUGGACCACGUCAUCGCGCGCGAGGCAGACACGAAGAUGAACAUCCAGAAUAUCUCCAUCGUGCUCAAUCCCACUGUACAGAUCGGGAACCGUGUGCUGUACGUCUUCUUUACUCACGUCCGUGAGCUGUUUGGCGAUGUGGUCCUGAAGCCUGUCGUCCAUCCUCUGCGCUGGUCCAACAUGGCUACCAUGCCCACCCUGCCCGAGACCCAAGAGAGUAUUAAAGAGGAGAUCCGCAGACAGGAGUUCUUGUUGAACCGUCUUCACAGAGAUCUGCAGGCCGGUGUGAAGGAUUUGUCUAAGGAAGAGAGACUGUGGGAGGUGCAGCGUAUCGUCACGGCUCUGAAACGCAAACUCCGUGAGGCUAAGAGACAGGAGUGUGAGACUAAAAUCGCACAGGAGAUCGCCAGCCUGUCUAAAGAGGAUGUGUCAAAAGAGGAGAUGUCUGAGAAUGAGGAAGAGGUUAUCAAUCUUCUCCUGGCACAGGAGAAUGAGAUCCUAACAGAGCAGGAAGAGCUGAUCUCGCUGGAGCAGGUGCUGCGCCGACAGAUCGCCACAGAGAAAGAGGAGAUCGAACGGCUGAGUGCGGAGAUCGCAGACAUACAAAGCCGUCAGCAGGGUCGCAGUGAGACGGAGGAAUAUUCAUCCGACAGUGAGAGCGAGAGUGAAGAUGAAGAAGAACUGCAGAUGAUUCUAGAAGACCUGCAGAAACAGAAUGAAGAACUGGAGAAUAAAAACACUCAUCUGAAUCAGGCCAUCCACGAGGAACAGGAGGCCAUAUUGGAACUGCGUGUUCAGCUCCGCUUACUUCAGAGCCACAAACUGCAACAGGAGCUCACCGCCCCGCCCACAGCUGAACAGGCUCCGCCUUCUCAGCCUAGUCCAGAAGAACGAUCAAGAGCGGAUGAGCCAAUCAAACGUGCCGCAGCGGUCACCAUAGAUUCGCCCGCUGCGCCCGCCCCUGCCCCAGCCAAUGGGAAGCCUGGAAAAGAUGCGAUGAAACCAUCGCCUAGCAAAGACAAGAGGGAGGCCAACCUGUAAAUCAUCUGACCUUCUCUGUACCCCUUCAUCAGUUCACCUGCAUUUGUGUUUGUGCUCAUCGUGUCCCUGUGACAUCCCAGCUUAACGGCACGGCAUUGCCACCAUUUCAUAAGGUGAAGGGGGAUUUUUUUACACUGGAGAAAACACGGCAAGGAGGUAUUGUGAACUGUCAAAGUUGUUGAAACAGACUGGAAUUGAAUGCAUUAUUUUUACACACAUAAGUCUGUAUAUGAAGUUUAAGCUGAAAUGAAUGUCAGCACAAUCGGAGUUACAUCUCGUCUCCUGACACAUGUCUGGUGGUAGUUCUCUCAUUUUUUUCUAGUAGGUAUUUAAAAUCUGUGUGAAUUUCAUGAAAUCUGUCAAGAACACGUCCAGGUCACAUAUUAAUCUGAAAUCAGAGGAACAAAAGCAAGAAAUCAUAUUUUUCAUAAAGAAAAUGAAGACCGAUCUGAGCAUUUAUUAUAAAGUUCACUAUUUAAUAGUCAAAAUAUAUAUAUAAACAUGUCAAUUGUAACUGCACUCAUGUUUUGACUUUUUCAAAUAAUUGAGGUGACAAUUGAACAUCUAUUCUACCUAAUUCCUUCUAUUAUAAUGCAUAAUGCGUAAACAAAUGAAUGAGUGCUACAUAUUACUUCAAAUGAUUGAAAAUCAUAUUAUUUCAAUUGCAAAAUAUUUCAUAGUAUUUGAUAGGGGUACAUAAAAUGAUCUUUGUUUCUGUUUGCAAAAUAUGUUAUUUCUUUUGAUACGGGGAUCAAAUGUGACCCCAGCGCGUUCUUGAAGGGUGUGUGAGACUCAUUCAAACCUUUUGCAAAACAUUUCAACAAGCUUCAACAAUGAGACGUCUUCUGUACCUUUCGUCCCGAUUGGUCAGUUAAUCACACAAGUGACAUUCAGAGACAUCACAAUCAUUUCAGACCGGUGACUUAGCAUGUAGAUGUAUGUAACUGGUUAUUGUUAACAAUAUUUCAUUUUUUAUUCAUCACGUCUUGUUUAUUUAUACAGUUUCGCUCACAAUUAAAUCACAAAUGAGAAUGUACACUGAGAAGUAUCCUGAACGUCUUUUGCCAAGCAGCAGAAAAUUAGAGCGGGCUGCUAGUUCUCCUGGUGAGUUCCUGUUGUAGGUUCAGGUCCAGAUCAAACCGGACUCAGUCCUGCAAAAUGAAGUUUGUUUUCAUGAAACUAUCGUGCCAUAGGUAGCUGUGUGCCGCCGCACAGAAGAAUUUAUCAGAAGAUGCUCUGGGACAUUGUAAUACAUCUAGAUUGUAUUUUUACCUAAAGAUAUUCCAAGGAAUCGGUUCUGAGCAUUUAUUAUAAAGUUCACUAUUUAAUAGUCAAAAUAUAUAUAUAAACAUGUCGACUUUAACUGCACUCAACUAUGCAGACGUGCACUAGAACAAGAAAUAGUGAUAGCCGUUUAUUGUGGAAUUGGUAACAUUUUUGUUUGUUUCCGUACAUUCACGUUAUGUCAUGUCUUAUGAACUUUAAUGCAUAUAGUGAAGCACAAAAUCACAUUUUUAAUUAAAACGUAUUAUGGGAUGUUUUACAGUGUUGGUGAUUUGUUGUUUUUACAUGCAAGUCCUGCCAAAAAAGGUCAUAUUUCACACCAACAUAAAAAAUGAAGUUGAGUACAGAAAUGAAGCUUUUUUGCAUUUUAAUGUGUUAAUAUUUUACACAACUUUCGUUACCAUAAUGCAGAAAAAAUGUGUCGAAACAUUUUUAAUGGCUUCAUUUGUUGAUGUAUGAAAUAGGACCCACACACUUCUUGGCAAGUUUUGUUUUGUUUGCAAAUUGUUUAUUGAUGGUUAUUUUGGAAACGUGCACUAGAUUGUUACCAAUUCUUCCUUUUAUCUUUCUUUUUUAUACAGAUAUUCUGUCAUUAUGUUUUUCAUUGUUUGUGCGGAAUGCUAAUAUUCUCAUGGAUCAUUGUGUACUAUUGUUCAGAUCUAACACUUAUGAUAUUCAUUUGGCUUUAUAUGUUAUUUUUUCUUUUUCGGUCAUUUCAUUUUUUUCCUUGUCAUGCUGUCAAGCAGGUGUGAGGAGCUACACUUCAGAAAUUCUUUGAAACAAUGUCUUUCUGUUAGAACUCAUCUCAAAUAUUAUAGACAAAGCUUUUUGUAGCUCAUGGUCAUUGUGAACAGAAUUCUGCCGUCUAAAAUAAAACAAGCCUGGUCAAGUCUGAACAAUUUCCCCAUGAGUACA
Molecule: messenger RNA, 4545 nt
Organism: Triplophysa rosa
Lineage: Eukaryota; Metazoa; Chordata; Actinopteri; Cypriniformes; Nemacheilidae
Gene: ralbp1
Product: ralA binding protein 1
Exons: 9
Coding region: 664-2346 (560 amino acids)
Biological process (GO): endocytosis; positive regulation of GTPase activity; small GTPase-mediated signal transduction
Cellular component (GO): membrane
Molecular function (GO): small GTPase binding; GTPase activator activity
Source: RefSeq, a predicted model, not a curated record